AUGGACGACAGUAGCGUGCGCCUGUCGUUGCGACACGAAGCGUCAGUCGCGGAAAUAUCGAAGCGCCUCGAGUCGUUCUACGUCAAUCUCGAGGCUUCUCUCGCCCGGCGCCCUGUAGGAUCCGCGUCAUCGGGAACGCUUCCCAACACCCGCGACUCGCAGCCGUCACUAGCUCAAACCACGUCGCAGGCUGAGGCUGCACUGACGACAAGCGAUACACCUUCCGCUGCCGGCGAAAGAGGUAGUUUUUGCAGAGGCGUCGCGUGCGUCGCCAACGUCGCCUGCGAGUCAGAAGGUGGCGGAGCCGUGGGGGACCUGAGGAUGCGGAAAGCGGAACUGUGCGCAGCAGCAGAUUUGCGCAAACAAACGCCGCUCGCGGAGGUGCGCGCUGCGCCCGCUACAGCGGCGGGGGAACUGCGCACAUACGAUGCUUUGAGUGCAGUCACUCAUUUGCAAUCAGACGUCACGGAAGCGCGCACCGUGUUGGCGGAUGAGUUGCGCUGCCCGCGUUUGUCGGAGCUUUAUGAGGUUGGGCGCGAGUUGGGGCGCGGCCACUUCGGGGUCGUGCGACUGUGCGAAGACCGUGCGACGGGCGAGCGAUUCGCGUGCAAGACGAUACUGCUGAGCGGCGUGCGGCUGCGGGCGGAGGUUUUGCCGCGGCUGCCUUCGAAGAUACCCCCCUUUCCCCCUUCCUCCUCCCCCUCACUUAUCCCUCCCGUAACCCUUUUCGCACCCAUUCUGCCCCUUCCCCAACGUCCGCGCGAUCUCAAAAAGUGCGGUCACUGCGCCCUUGCCCCUUCUUUCCUGUCCCUUCCCGCAACUCCCGUUUCCCCUUCCACCCACCCGCCCCCCUCCUUUUCGUCAGCGCCCCUUCGAUCUCAUGAAGCUGAGGGCGUAACUCCCCAACGAUCUCAUGGAGCUUGGGGGCGCAAGUACCUUCAAAGACGCCGCGCCCCUCAAACCCCCAUUCCCCCUCCAUUCCCCCCCCGAACUCUCUAUUUCUUCCUUCACCCUCCCCCUCUUCCCCAGCGCCGAAGCGACCUCAUGGAGCUGAGGGCGGAAGUGCUGUCGCUGCUGCGCCUGCAGGAGGGGGAGGGGGAACGGGGGGGAAAAGAACAGGGGGCAGGGGAGCGGGGAAGGGGGGAAUGCGGAGCAGGCAGCGCGGAUGGGGAGCGGGAGGAGCUGGCGUUCGUACGGUUGUACGAGGUGGUGGUUGAAACGAGGGCGACGUUACAUCUCAUCCUGGAGUACUGCCCGGGUGGCGAUCUGUUUGACCUCGUUAUAAGGCAGAAGCGGCUUACCGAAGCACAAGCCGCCGCUGUAUUCAGGCAGUUGCUGCUGGCAGUGCACGCCAUGCAUCGCACAGGCAUAGUGCACCGCGACCUCAAGCCAGAAAACAUACUCGUUAGUAGCAGCCCCGGUGCUUGUAGAGGCCUUUGCACUGUAGCUGAGUGCAACUGCAGUGAAAUUGAGGGUAGUAGUGCCAGCGUUGACAGUAGAAGCAGUGGGAACUGCAUUGGGGGGAACAGCAGCACGAGCCAAGGAUGUUCCCAUUGCAGGGAGGGUUUCAAUACAGUCACGUCCAGUGAUACGACUUGCAGUGUGGCCACGCCUCCCUCGUUGCAGUCACUUGAAGCUUCCAAAAGUUCAGUCUCUACUUCUGUUAGACAUAGCAGCAGCAGCACAAGCACUGGGAGGAGGAGCAGCAGCAGCAGUAACGGCACAGGGAGCAGCAUAAGGGAAACUUCUUUGCAGUCUUCGCCCUCACCUACUCUCCCAGCAUCCUCUCCCUUCCUCCCGCUUCCCUCACCACCUCCCUCCCCUGCUCUCCCUCCAUCAUCUCCCUCCCCUGCUCUCCCUGCAUCAUCUCCCUCCCCUGCUCUCCCUCCGUCAUCUCCUUUCCACCUCUCACAAACCGCCCAGCCACCAGACCCCUCUCUCGCCUCCCAUCCCUCCUCCCCCCGUCUUUCCCUUCCACCCUCUUCUCCCACCGCUUCCUUUUCUCCUCUUGCGCCUCCUCCACCUCCUCUCCCUCCUCUCUGCUCGUCCCCUCCUCCCACUCACGCCACCACUGCAACCAAACCUCCUCCCUGUCCCUGCACGGGCAUUCGAGUGAGGGUGGCGGAUUUCGGGCUGGCAGCAACGCUGUCGCGCGGGCAGACAGCGGCGUGUGGGGUGGUGGGCUCGCCUUUGUACAUGGCGCCUGAGAUCAUCCGCGGGAGGCCCUAUGCGGGGGAGGUCGACAUGUGGAGCCUCGGCUGCGUUCUCUACACCUGCCUGUCGGGUACUGUGCCGUUCCACGGGAGGACACACCGUGAAAGCGGCAGGGCCGAUGCUGCUGGCAGACUAGCUGUGCAGGAGAAGGUGGGUGAGAGUGCAAGCAGGAGUGAGAGUUCACCAGAGGUGGAGCAGGUGCACAGGCUGACCACGGGGUGUAGCAGUGGGACAAGUGUCAGCGCUACGGCGCGUCACGUUUCCUUGCCUUUCAACCCAGAGCCACCGGAACAGAGCACACGCCAUAGUGAGGCAGCCGUGAGAGGGGAGGUCGAAGGACAGGAAGCGUGCUGGGAAGCAACAGUGCAGGAUUUCAUUAGAGAGGUGCACGUGGUUAAGGCAUGUGUGAAAAGCCACGGAGUGGAAGGCGAGGUUGGGCAGCAUGAGGUGGGGCAUGAGGUGGGUUGUCCUGAUUGCCACCCAAGCAGUCCCAACAGUCUCUGCAAAAGCAGCCAUGCUGAUGCGUGCUGUCAGAGCAGCAGUGCCGGUGCUGCUGGCAGGCUAGCUACUCAGGAGAUGGUGCGUGGGAGUGAAUGCAGGCGCGAGGAAACAGGAGAAGAGGGGAAAAUGGCUGGGCUGACCAGGGGGAGUGGGAGUGGGAGCAGGAGGAGAAGCAUUGGCACUGAGGCGAGUCACACUCACACCUCCUCGCCUUGCAAUCCAAACCUACAGGAAGAGAGCAGACGUGGGACUCACCGUAGAGGUGGAGAGGAGGUGGAGGGUAAGGAGGCGUGUUUGAAAGCAUCAGUGCAUGAAUGUGCUGCGCAGCGGUGCAGUGAGGCUGCAGAGGUAGACAUCUGCUCUCCAGGUGGUGCUUGGGGUGCUGGCUGCUGUGGGAGUAUCGGUCCCACUGACUUGGUGCUGGCAGCGGCAGCAAUGAUGCUGGUGGUGGUGGCUUUUAUUACAGCUGCAGUUGUUAUGGCAGUGGUGACAGCAAUUCAAAGAGUAGAUGCACUGGCAGCAGCGACAGCAGCAGUCACUGCCUAUGUACCAAGAGCGCAAGCAGUGAUAUGGGUGAUGGAAGAAGCCCCAUUUGCAGCAAGGCUGGAGGAGACAGUGGCUGCAGUCACAGUCACCUUGCUUGGAGGAUGA
Messenger RNA from Closterium sp. Naga37s-1, 3366 nucleotides. The record is from the annotation of a GenBank genome assembly. Lineage: Eukaryota; Viridiplantae; Streptophyta; Zygnematophyceae; Desmidiales; Closteriaceae.